This is a messenger RNA of Camellia sinensis, 1787 nucleotides long. RefSeq names its product Proteasome component (PCI) domain protein (gene COP13). Gene Ontology annotation, biological process: ubiquitin-dependent protein catabolic process. The record is from RefSeq and is a predicted model, not a curated record. Lineage: Eukaryota; Viridiplantae; Streptophyta; Magnoliopsida; Ericales; Theaceae. Gene Ontology annotation, cellular component: COP9 signalosome.
CAUGGGCUUGGAGAAUUGGCCUAAUUUAUGCGGGCGAAAAAUAAUUAGCCCAUUCAAAACGCAGGCACUCGAAUCAUAUAUAAGCGAGUUUUCACCCUUGGUUGCAAUUUCUUUUUACUUAUUAUUUAUAGUUUCCAAUCAGUCUGUGAAAUCCAUAUCCAUUGAUUUCGAUCAAAUCGAUCGAUUUCAAACCCUGAAAAAAAGAAGAAGAGGAAGAAGAGUAUGAACCUAAACAUGAACUCAGUGGAGUCUCUGGUGGCUCAAAUCCAAGGGCUAUCGAGCAGUGGCGAUGACAUUGCUCACCUUCACAGCCUUCUCAAGCAAUCCGAGGAACUUCUUCAGUCCGAGUCGACUCGCUUGGCUGUUGUCCUUGCUGAACUCGAUCCUUCAAAGCAUUCUCUCGGAUACCUCUACAUUCUGGAGGCAUGCACGGCUGCACCAAUUUCGAAAGAGCAAGCUAAUGAAGUGAUUCUGUCCAUUGCGAGAUUCAUCAAUGAGUGUGCUGCAGAACAGAUUCGUUUAGCGCCUGACAAAUUUAUAUCUGUUUGCAAGAGGUUCAAGGACCAAGUUAUACUGUUUGAAGCUCCCAUGCGGGGUGUAGCUCCAUUGUUGACCGCUGUUAGAAAACUUAAGACCACCUCUGAACAGUUGACUGCUUUGCAUCCGGAUUUUCUUCUACUCUGUUUAUUAGCAAAAUGCUAUAAAACUGGUCUAUGCAUUUUGGAGGAUGAUAUAUAUGAGGUUGAUCAGCCGAGGGACUUUUUUCUCUAUUGUUAUUAUGGGGGAAUGAUAUGCAUUGGACAGAAGCGUUUCCGCAAAGCAUUGGAGCUUCUGCACAAUGUUGUAACUGCACCAAUGUCUACUAUAAAUGCUAUUGCUGUUGAAGCGUAUAAGAAAUACAUACUUGUCUCUCUCAUUCACCUUGGGCAGUUCUCCACCACUUUCCCGAAGUACACUUCUUCAGCAGCUCAAAGGAAUUUAAAGAACUUCUCUCAGCCCUAUAUUGAUCUUGCGAAUUGUUAUGGCAAUGGAAAAAUUUCAGAACUUGAGGCAUAUGUCCAGGCUAACAGGGAGAAUUUUGAAAUUGACAACAAUCUUGGAUUGGUGAAGCAGGUUGUAUCAUCCAUAUAUAAGCGGAAUAUCCAGAGAUUGACUCAGACAUACUUGACUCUCUCUCUCCAAGACAUAGCCAACACAGUGCAGCUGAAUAGCCCUAAGGAGGCAGAAAUGCAUGUACUUCAAAUGAUUCAAGAUGGUGAGAUAUAUGCAACUAUAAAUCAGAAGGAUGGAAUGGUUAGAUUCCUAGAGGAUCCUGAGCAAUAUAAAACCUGUGAGAUGAUCGAGCGGAUCGACUCAUCAAUCCGGAGAAAAUAUUUGUUAGCCUCAUUGUUGUGCCAGGAUAAUGACACUAUCAAAGAAGCUGACUACUAUGGAUGAACUCAUCUCAUGCGACCCUCAGUACUUGGCAAAGGCUGGGAGAGAGCGCCAAAGAUUUGACUUCGAUGACUUUGAUACUGUACCGCAAAAGUUCAACAUAUGAAACAAGCAGGACCAAUUUCGUAUCCACAGGGGAUGGUAAAUAAUGAUGAGAGUGUUGCUUGGACCCCAUUUCCAUUUUUAUUAAGGGCUAGUUUUUCUGUUAUUUUGUUCUCAUUUAGUUGCGAAUUAGUUAUGAACAUGUUCCAUAUUAAAAGUGGUGUUUUGAAAUUUUGUUUUUUGACAUUGAAAAGAUGUAUGAUGAGAAUAUUUAUAUUUUAUUUUUAGUGGUGAAGAUUAUAUUAACUUGA